AUGAACUUCAACGGCGCAACGGUGUCUUGUGCGGGAGCCAUUAUCACCAAGUAUACCGUGCUCACAGCUGCGCACUGCACAUUUCUGGAAGGCGAAUCAGUGAAAAAGAUUGUUGCAUAUUAUGGGAGCACUAUUAAAUACGGCGGAACGGGUGUAGUUGUCAGAAGGCUGCUGAGGCACCCUGAAUUCAACAGGACCAACUACCACAACGACGUCUGCCUCCUAAUGCUCAGGGAUCCUAUCGAGUACAGCGAUGUGGCCCGCCCAAUUUGCGUCUCGCUGUCCCCCGUGGACAUCCAUCAGAAGAAUGUUCGUGUUUCGGGCUGGGGAAAAAUGAAACCCGGGGGCGACUUUUCCACCAAUCUUUACUACACAAGUCUCACUGUCAUGCCGUCCAACAUAUGCAUGACGAAGUUCGGAGACUACCAGUUCGACAAGGAACUCAUGUUCUGCGCCUAUGGAGGACACACAGACGCGUGCGAGGGAGACUCUGGAGCGCCGGUGGUGUCCUUAGCCGAGGACGGCCGUUUCCUUAUCGUGGGCCUAGUUUCGUACGGCAUCGAGUGUGCCAUCAACGGUCGGCCGGCUGUCUACGCCAGGAUCAGUGCUUUCGUGCCGUGGAUCCUCGAGAACAUUGGCAAAAUUUCAGAAUACACGCCAUUGGGGUCGCUUGGUUGAAUCGACUCUCGUCGUCCACACCAUAUACCUUUGACAACCAAAAACCCGAGCG
This is a messenger RNA of Ixodes scapularis (black-legged tick), 730 nucleotides long. Its product is annotated as plasma kallikrein-like. Lineage: Eukaryota; Metazoa; Arthropoda; Arachnida; Ixodida; Ixodidae. Gene Ontology annotation, biological process: proteolysis. Gene Ontology annotation, molecular function: serine-type endopeptidase activity. The record is from RefSeq and is a predicted model, not a curated record. The transcript is spliced from 5 exons. The coding region runs from base 1 to 678 and encodes 225 amino acids.